This is a messenger RNA of Emys orbicularis (European pond turtle), 2370 nucleotides long. It is a transcript of the gene DZIP1L, whose product is annotated as DAZ interacting zinc finger protein 1 like. The record is from RefSeq and is a predicted model, not a curated record. Bases 1 to 2370 code for a protein of 789 amino acids. NCBI's taxonomy places the organism in Eukaryota, Metazoa, Chordata, Testudines, Emydidae. Gene Ontology annotation, biological process: cilium assembly. The transcript is spliced from 15 exons. Gene Ontology annotation, cellular component: ciliary basal body; cytoplasm.
AUGCCAGGGCACACCACCUCCAUGAGCUACCCUACUAGUGGGAUUGUCUUUGGGAACAUGCUGGCCAACCCAGGUGGAAUUCCCGCCUUCAAAUUCCAGUCCCGUCGAGACAGCGUUGACUGGAGGCGGUUCAGUGCUAUAGACGUGGAACGGGUGGCUCGGGAGCUGGACGUGACCACGCUCCAAGAGAACAUUGCCAGCGUCACCUUCUGUAACCUGGACUCGGAGAAGUGCCCGCACUGCCAGCAGCCCAUAGACCCGGUUCUCUUAAAGGUCCUUAAGAUGGCACAGCUGACCAUCGAAUACCUGCUGCACUCGCAGGAGUACCUGACUGCCAGCCUGGCGCUGCAGGAGGAGCAGUUGCAGGCUACCCUGGAGGAGCUGAAGCGCACCAAGCAGGAGCAGGACAAGCAGGCAGAGGAGUUGAAGGGAGUGAAGGAGGAGAGCCGGAGGCGGAAGAAGAUGAUUGCCACCCAACAGCUCCUCUUGCAGGCUGGGACCAAUAACUACCACAAGUGUCAGCUAUGUGACAAGGCCUUCAUGAACUACUCCUACCUCCAAGCCCACAUUCAGCGCAGACACACUGAGGCCAGCGAAGCUGAGAGACAGAAGAAGAAGCAGGUGGAGCAAAUGGAGGAUGAGAUUCAAGAACUAAGAAUGAAGCUGAAAGAGACCCAUACCCAGCUGGAAAUUGAGAGAGAGGCUGAGACUCAGCGCAGGGUUCAGGAAGCAGAGAAAGUUCGCCAGAGGGAAGAGGAGGGAAGAAGGGAAUUUGAGAGAUGGAAAGAGGAGGAGAGAACAAAGUUUCAGGAGGAAAUGGAUGGCCUGCGGCAGUUGUUCCUGACAGAAUUCAAGGACAUUGCCAGCAAGAACUCUGCCUUGGAAGGGAAACUGCAGGAGCUGCAGGCCAAAAACCUGGUGGCGUCCAAUCUGGGGGUCCUGCGGGAUGAUGACUCUGAUGACAAGCGGCAGUGGGCACUGACUCAGAGAGAGCUCCAGGGCAUGAGGGAGAAGACUGAAUUACAGAAAACAGAAUGGAAGAAGAAGCUGAAGGAGCUUCAGAAGGAGCACCAGGUGGAAAAGGAAGAGUUGAAGAAUGAAAAUGAGAGACUCCGGGCCUCCCUGUCUCAGGACCAACGGAUAGCUGCCGACCGCUUCCAACAGCAAAUGGCCUCGCUCAAUGCUCGGCUCAAAGAGCAGACCAAGGUUAUCAGAUCGCAGGAGAAAACAAUCAAGAUGCUGUCUGCAAGCAAAGCUGAAGUGACCCAGGAAAUACCCAGGGUACCAGAUCUAGAGGAGUCUUCUGAAGAAGACUUGGAGGACACCCUGGACAUGAAGCAGAGGCUCCUGGAAGCCCUGCGGAGGAAUCCCAACCUGCUGAAGCAGUUCCGCCCCAUUCUGGAGGAGACGUUGGAGGAGAAGCUGGAGAGUAUGGGUGUGAAGAGGACUGUGAAGGGGAUUCCAGCUCAGACCUAUAAAAAUCUGAGCUGCCUCGUAAAGACUCAGCAGCAGCAGAAGGCCAAGAAAUUUCCAAAUCUCCUCAGCUUGAGGGACAAGCUAGUCCAAGAGGUCACCUGGAAAGUCAAGCAGCGCCAGAAGGAUGAUGGCGUUUUGCCACAGCAACUUUUGAUAGUCUCAGCUAAAAGCCAGAAGAGCCCCCUGUCGCCUUGCCGGGUCGCAUCUGCCCAGCCUAGAGCGCUGCAAGUUGAGUUACAGCCCUAUGCGGAGGAGACGCCCAAACCAGCUCCUCGGAGCAAAACCAGCUAUUCCCACAGCCCAACAGAGGUGCCCAGAGUAAUGCCACAAAGCAAAGCCAGCAGCCCACGACGUGCUGCCAUCCAGCAGCCGAGCACCCCACCUUUCAGUUCCGAGGAAGACUCAGGGGGAGACCGCGCCAGCCUCACCCCAGUGAAAUUCAAACAUCCCAUCACCCUGCAGCAAGCGCAAACGCCUUUGAGGCUGACUCAGAAUGACGAAACCGCAUCAGACUGGUCUGACAUCGAUUCCUCUGAGGGAAAAGCCAGCCCAGCCAUAGGAACCACUCCAACAGGGACGCUGGUGUCUGCAAUGGCUAAAAAUCUGGAGCGCACACUGAGCAUGCCAGUAAGGAAGCCUGCUGGUGGAAUAAAACUCCUCCCCGCCUUGCCCUCUGACUCUCCUAAAGCGAGUCUCUCAGCCAAGAAACUCCAGUUUGUGGAUGAGAACAGCGACUUGGAGACUUCCUCCCUUGAAGAGAUCACCCAACUCCUGGAUGCCAAGAGCCAGACGAAGCAGCAGCGGCAACCAGCUGUGAGGCACAGCGGGGACUCGGCAGGGUCGCAGGGCACCAGCGUCUGGAGUUCCAGCAGCACGAGGGCUGGAGGCUGGUGA